UUUUUUACAGGUAAUACUUCUGCUGAAGAGUUGUUUGCUCUCGAAAACAACUUUGACAGAUACGUUCUUGGUAGAGAAACCGUAUCUUGAAAGAUUUAAUAAGAUAAAACUUGCUCCCUUAGAUUUAAAUACAAAUGGUAGUGGGAAAAUCAAUAUAAAGAUAAUGCAGAGAAAAUCAAAUGGCAAAAUACUCUUUGCCCAAGGAAAAGAAGAUUUUGCAAACUUUUUAUUUAGUUUCCUCACUUUUCCUUUGGGAGCAGUGGUGCAGUUGUUGGAAUGCUGUUCUUCUAUUGGCAGUGUGGAUGCAUUGUAUAAGAGUAUUGUUGAUUUAGACGAAGAUUAUUGGACAACAAAGGAAACAAAGCACAAAGUCGUUCAUCCUGUGAUCGCUCCACAAUUCAAAUUAACCAAUCAGCUACUCCCAAUUUGUGAUGCACCCAUCCCCGAAUAUUUUUGUUUCACCAAAGACGUUUAUGAUGAAAGAGAUUGUCAAAGAAAGCUUAUUUCUUGGUUUCUAACUUCUCAACGUACGAGAACAAAGAGGCGCACGGAAACAUGCAAAGGUAUGAAAUUCGUUGAUCCCAUAUCCGAGUCAGGAAAAGGUGAGGGAUUUGCGAAAGGACCGACAAUGUACAUGGCAACUGAUGAUUUGGUUGUGACACCUAUGUCGUCCGAUAGUUUGUUAUCUUUGCUAAACCGUACGAACAUUCUCGUUAGGGACUUGGAAGAGAAAGAAGUUAGCAUUGGCGUCAAGGAGGGUAUAAGCAUACUACAAGCAUCUUUGUCCUCAACAUCAGCUCUAACAGCCGGUCUCAGCCACUUGUUAACCAAAAUUAAGGAGGAAAACUGAGUAAUCAAUGAUAUUGUUAUGUUCUUUGACGGAUUUUAUUAUGUUUUUGAAAGCAAAAAAGCAGUUUAAUUUGUUCAACAUGGAAUGUUAAGUAUAGAAUUUUAUAUUUUAUUUUACAUCAAAAGUGAAAUAACUGUCUCAUUGUCAUCAGCUUUGGCAAUCAUUGUU
Molecule: messenger RNA, 1018 nt
Organism: Glycine soja
Lineage: Eukaryota; Viridiplantae; Streptophyta; Magnoliopsida; Fabales; Fabaceae
Exons: 2
Coding region: 164-850 (228 amino acids)
Source: RefSeq, a predicted model, not a curated record